Messenger RNA from Malaclemys terrapin pileata, 4792 nucleotides. It is a transcript of the gene NKX3-1, whose product is annotated as NK3 homeobox 1. The record is from RefSeq and is a predicted model, not a curated record. Gene Ontology annotation, biological process: cell differentiation; regulation of transcription by RNA polymerase II. Gene Ontology annotation, cellular component: nucleus. Gene Ontology annotation, molecular function: DNA-binding transcription factor activity, RNA polymerase II-specific; RNA polymerase II cis-regulatory region sequence-specific DNA binding. Bases 1 to 1020 code for a protein of 339 amino acids. NCBI's taxonomy places the organism in Eukaryota, Metazoa, Chordata, Testudines, Emydidae. The transcript has 2 exons.
AUGGACACAGCAUGCCAGGAGCAGCAGGGUAUGGCAGUUUCCCUUGGCACUGAGAACAUACCGAGGAGGAAUCUCACUGCUCAGGAGCGGUGGGAGCCCAGGAAGCUCUCCAAGGGCGUUCACUGCUGCCCCGGGCUCCAAUCAGACCCAGGAGGCUUGGCUGGCUGGCUUAUAAAUGCAAAGCAGGGAGUGUUGCAAAGUGAAAGUGCCCGUGGGCUUCUCCCUGGUGGACUUGCGGGAAGGGAGAUGAGCUCCCGGGCACCGCUUCCAGGAAGGGAGGAGGGACAGGGCAGCACAGAGCCCCCCAGAGGCAAGAGCCACCCCGGGGCCCCGCAGCAGCAGCCAGCGGGGAGGAGCCUUCCCCAGGGCUCGCUGCCCCACUCCUCCAAGCCGCUCACGUCCUUCCUCAUCCAAGACAUUCUGCGGGACGGUGCGGACCGCGGAGCUGCGGGAAAAGGGAGGAAGAGCCGGGGAUGCUGCGGUGCCUCUAGCCCGGAGCCUGCGCUGGACAGUGCAAGCUCCGCUCCCCGGCAGCCAGCUGGGAAACCCCUCCCUGAAGGGGUCCCCCCGCCACCCUCGGAGCAACCAGGAGAGCCAGACGCAGAGGCAUAUACGGAGACCAACCUGUCAGACUGUGAAAACCCUCUGAAAUCCUCACCGAGCAACCAAAGGACCCCAAAGCAGCAAAAGCGCUCACGGGCAGCCUUCUCCCACACUCAGGUCAUCGAGUUAGAAAGGAAGUUCAGUCACCAGAAGUAUCUGUCCGCCCCGGAGCGAGCCCACCUGGCAAAGAACCUGAAGCUCACUGAAACCCAGGUGAAAAUCUGGUUCCAGAACAGAAGGUACAAAACCAAAAGGAAGCAACUAGCCUCAGAACUCAGUGGACUCGAUAAGAACUCAGUUUUUCCAGUCCUUAAAGAGGAUGAUGUCUCCAAGGCCUCUCUGAUUUCUGUGUAUAACAGCUACCAAUACUAUCCAUACCUGUACUACUUGAAUGGCUGGAGUCCCUCUUUGUGGUAACUACAGCUAAAGACUUCAACUUUUCCAAAGAGAAGCUCUUUUUUUAUUUUUACUGUUUUGCUUUUUCUAAUAAUGGGGUGGGUGGGAAAGCACUUCUGACCAGAUUUUCAGUGAUGCCGAGCACCCUGCAUGUCCUUUUCCCUUUCAGGGGAUUUGCAAGGUUCUCGAUACUGCUACAAGUCUAGGAUAACAUUUUCCAAAGCACCUAAUAAUAAAUGCCACGCUCUUGUAUAGCACUUUCCAUUGGUAGAUCUUAAAGUGCUUUAGAAAGGAUUACAAUCUCCAUUCUGCCAAUGGGGAAACUGAGGUACGAAGCAAUUAAGUGACUUGUCCAAGGCCACCCAGGGGCAGAGCCAGGAAUAGAACCCAGUCCCCCGAGUUACAGUCCAGUGCUCUAUCCACUAUAGUGUCUGCCCUUUUCUCUCACUGAAAGUCAAAGUGACCUAGGCACCCAUGUGCUUAAAUCUUUUUUCAAAGUGGGACUUAGGUGCUUUGGAAAAACUUUAGCCCUAUGCACAAUCAGUGUGUAAAAACUAAGUAAUGAUGAUGGUUUUGCACAGCAAUUGUCUUGGUGUGUUCAUCUAGGCCACUAACUCUGUGACACUGCAUAGUAGAUUUUAAUAUUUAAAUACCUGGUCUUCUCAAACAGAACAUAGGUGGGGCACUGAAUGGAAAAAAAUGGAGUCUGCAUUUUUUUGUUUUCAUUAAAUGGAAACUAAGAGCCAUGUGGUCCUAGGGUGAAGACUGAGAUAUAUUAGAACUAUGUCAGCUAACAUAACAAACCCCAUUUAAGCAUGUGCACCACUGCUCUUUACUGGCUAGAAUUAGAACUGCAUAAUUAUGUGUCAUAGCACCUAUACUGUUCGUUAAAGUAGAGUCUCCUUUAGCUCAAGUAGUAAAGACCUUUGGUUUGAAGUAGAAAGUGUGCAGUUCUAUCUCUGCGUGUGUCAUGAAGUGUAGCCAUGAUGCACUGCAUAGUAACAAACAUGAAAUACUAGGCAACAACAGAGUUGUUACCAUAUGCAAUAAAUAUUGUGAGCAGGAUCCUCGGCGGGUAUAAAUCGAUUCUCUGAUUCUGAAGGAACCGACCCAAUUUACACCUGCUCAGGUUCUACAGCCUACACACCAAUGUAUACCACCACUAACUUAGCAGCACGUACCAAACCAGAAGAUAGCAAGAAAGUCAGUAUCACAACGACAGAUCUGUUUUGCAUAUCACCACGCUGAUGCUGUUUGAACAUUAACAAAUAGAAUUAUUCUGUUAAAUAGCCUAAGUUUUCAGCCUUCCUAACAGUUUAAAGAGAAGCAGUUGUUUGUAAAAUUAGAUGAGACCAAGCAGCCUAGUGCUUUAGGAAAGGCUCACUGGCUUGGUAUUGCUGUAAAAUGUUCUUAUGAUCACAGAGUUAGAUGAUCUUAUCGUUGUUAAUCACACUCACCAUUUGAACAGACUAACAGAGGUGAAUCCUGCUUCCAUUUGAUACAUACUGUACUAGCCUGAUGCUGCAUGGUGCGGAGCAUCUUCUGAUCCUAUCUUCUAUAGUGGGAAGUGAGAAAACUCCGCACUUUGCAGUAUACAAGGGAAACAUGGGAUAAAGCUUUUAUGCCUGGUGGUUAAGUGAAUAGCAAUAUUUUGACCUCAGUCUGUUCAAAGUAACAGUGAUGGCUUUUAGGAGCAAAGGAAAUGCCUGCCCAUACAUAAAGUUUGAGGUAACAUCUAUUGUGGAGGAAAGAAAUGUUUUAAAAUAAAAAUUGGGAGGGGGGGAAUUAUGUUAGAUGAUUUAUAAUUUCAGUGGACCAAAUUCUCAGCUAGUACCAAUCACCAUAGUUCUAUUGAUUGGCAAUUUACACCCUCUGAGCAUAUGUGCGUUUUUUUAAUCUAUCCAGUUCUUUAUAAUGAUGCCCCUCAUUGCAGUAUCUGAGCACCUCCUAAAGAGAAUUAAAACCCCCCAAACCACAAAAAGUCAAAGGCUUAAUUUCCCUCCCUUCUCCUCAAGGCAGUUGGGGCUGCAUAUUGUUAGAGUGAUUGCUACCGGAUGGAAAUUGUAAUCAUUUCUUUUCAGAGACAAAGGGUGCAGGGAAAUGAAGUAAUAUAUUUUAUUAGACCAGCUUCUAUUGGGGAAAGAGACACGCUUUCAAGAUUACACAGAGCUCAUCUUCAGGUCUGGGGAAUUUUUAGAAAUCUUAUUUUUCAUGAAAAUAUCUUUGAAAAUUGAUCUUUUGUUUCCCUCCUCCCCCCAACCCAAUAGAUCUGCCCACUCACAAGUAUCCUUAUUCAAGCCAGGAGACUCCUAUUGUGAGCCAGGAUUACUUAUGGGAGGAAUAGUUUACAGGAUCAAACCCAUUAAGGUGAACAAUUCACCAAUGCCGCAAAUUUAUGGUCACUGCCACCGUGUAAAUUAUUUGAACUACACGAAAGGAUAACUGCCUGUUUUCUAACUAGUCGGAAUGUAACUUCUAGUAUCUCCAGAUAACAUUUUUCUUCCAGCUCAUUCUUUAUUUAGAACCUAUUCAUUCUGAAAGGAUUCAGUCCUUUCUCUCAGUCAGCAUUAAGAGUAGAAGGUCAUCUCUGGGCUGUUACAAUAUGUUUCAAACUCAAGCACGCUGCUUAUCCACUUUCCAAAAGAAGUGAUCAUACAGUACUUUGAACAAAAGAUUCCUUAGGGUCCUAUCCUGGGGCCCUGACUCACUUGAGGAGCCCCACUAACGUCAAUGGGAUAGGAUUACUCAAAGGAGAAAUAGCUGCGGGAGCAAGUACUGAAUGCAGAAAUCCACAGGCACGUUUGGGCCCAAUUGGGCAUGACUUGCACCUUGUGCCAUCAUUGACACCAGUGCAAAAUGGGUGCAAAACACUUACCAUGCUGAUUUGGUAGCUUUACAUGCCUAUUUUACACUGGUGCAAAGCUCCUCAUUCUCUGUUGCCCUGCACCUUGUGUGGUCAUUUAAAUCAGUGCAAAGGGGGUGUAAAACGUUGCCUAAUCAGAAUGAUACGGUCUGAUUCUUAUCUCAUUUAUAUUGGUCUAACUCCACUGAUUUCCAUGAACUUACUUCUGAUUCACACGAGUGUAAAUGUAGUAGUGUCACCUACCUGGUCUGGCUUCAAGCGCUCUGCUGCCUCAGUUUCCCUUCACUUAGUUUCGAUUUCCCGACCUUCUCAGGAAGGACUCACUGCCACACUCAAGUCUCUUCCCUGCAGGUAAAAUAUCAAAACCAAAAGCAGUUCCUCUGCCCAUCCUGUGCUACAACUCCCAUAGACUUUCCCCUUUCCUCUCUGUGGGGAAAGGAGAACUCACCCUUCUCUUCAGUCCCCCUGCUUCAGGGCCCACAACAGCUCACAUCAGCAGUUUUCUCAGCCUUUUCAUAGGGAUCACCUUCCCCCUUCUCAACGGGUCUGAUAACUGAACAGGGCUGGCCAGCCUCAGACACCCUGGCCCUUAAAGGGAAUAAAGUAUAAGAAUAUGCACCAUAGAGAGUGGCUCACCCAUUUUGCACAGGUGUAAAUGAUAGGGCAGUGGGGAAUUGGACCCCAUCUGCAGGGCAACAAUGGAUUUUAUCCAUUGUUCUUUAGUAGUCAUGGUAACUGAACACCCUCUUGGAUAUUUCAUCUGUGUCCCAGCUCUUCGUUUGUAACCUAUAACAAAACUCUCUGAACUGCCCAUCCUUUGUAUGUUUAUGAAAUCAGUCCAGUGCAAACAGUUGUUAUUUUUGUAUAUAUAUUUUGAUACUAUUUUUCCAAUGUGUGUGCAUUGUACUUUGGAAUAAAAAGUUAAAGGUC